GGCGUGCAGUUAACAGCAAACCACAACGCAACAGUUGGAGCAGCGGAUCUGUACUGCCGCCACCCACUCGAGCUCAGAACCGUGCGAGAUGACUCCAAGGUUAAAUGAUCAGGAGAUCUUCUGCGACUCGACGAAGACGGACCCGAUUCUAUGGUUCCGCAAGUUCGAGCUCAAGUUGCAGCUCCACUACAUCAGCGAACACGAGCACCACACAUACUUAUACUCCCGGUCGAGGGGCGCGUGCCAAGCAUGGUUGGACAAUCUCUUGUCCAAGUACGGAGUGGUGACUGCCGACUUGUACACCAAGAUCAGCUGGGAUGAUCUAAAGGCGGCGUGGCAUAAGCGGUUCCAAGUAGAGCCGUCGGAGAUCAAGGCAAUGGACAAGCUGAUGACCUUCAAACAAGGCACGCUGCCGAGUGUUGAUUGCCGAGUACCAACGCUUGACAUCCGUCCCAUACCUUCAAAUGGGCUUCAAGGCCGUCAAACACUACUCCAUCUCGAGGUCUUGUCCGACGUUGGGCAAUGCCUUGGCUCACGUCGAGGACACCCUAACGACAACGGUGGAUCUCUUCAACAAGGCCGCGCAGACGGGGCCCCGGAGACUGACAAAGGGCUGUCCGCCGUUGCGCAGAUCUCCCACGACCUCGUGGCCACCUGCGCUCUGCAGCAGGAGGAAAUCCUUCACCUGCAGCAGACAGUGGACCAGAUGUUUACACGGCUGCAGGCGUUGGAGAAACAGCCAGCUGUUGUAGCAGCCGCAGGGCCUUCCAACCUUACCACCCGCGUUCAAGUUUUGGAGGAUGACGUCAGCAACAUUAAGCGUGUGCAUCAGGAUUUCCGGACGUCGCAGCAAGCAACGAACUUGCAGUUGGAGACGCAGGUCCAGGCUGCUGCCACCGUGACGCCCGCGGCCGCAUCCUCCCGGCGCCCACCCAAACUGGAUGACAUUCAAGUUUUCUGCGAUCAGUCCAAGACGGAACCGAUCCCGUGGCGGCGCCAGUUUACUCUCAGGCCCGACAUGCCCCAUGUCCCGAACAGCGAUCGACAUCCGUGCUUGUACCACCGAUCUGGUGGUGCAUGUCAAGCAUGGCUGGACAACAUCUUGACCAGCCACGGCGUAGCAGUGUCGGAACUGCACACCAAGCUCACUUGGCAGGAGUUGACUGACGCCUGGCACAAGCGAUUCCAAGUGGAACCGCCCGACCUGCAAGCGAUGGACAAGCUCAACAAGCUCCAUCAGAACACGCUGCUCAGGGAAACCCUGUUCGGGAAAGUAGGCGCCACCGAGGGUGACUCGACACCUCCCUCGACGCCAUCGGAAGCGGUUGUGCGCACGACCGCCCUUUCUUCCGAGGCAUAUGCGGAUGUCGGGAGUCUUCCACUUUCGUUCAAAGACUUCGCUGCCCGGCUCGUUCCUUCACUGGAUGCUUCUCAAGGACAAGAUACAUGUGCGGCUUUCUCACCGUCCGAAGGUUCCUCCGCCACUUCGUCUUCAUCAAGGGAUUCGGCAAGCGCGUUCAACGAGGAGGCUUUGGACCCGCUCACGCCCGAGGAUUUCGCUUGGGCUCCUCUCCCUACGACGGGCAACCUUCCGGGGCYGCAAAGCGCARCACUAUKCGCCCUCUUACACGAGUAUCUUUCCUUCCAUGCACCACCAACUUCGYCGACGGUWGACGAAGUCGCGGUGGGGGACAUGCUUGGCUAUGUUGCCAAGGUGGGCCGCGAGUUUGUCUCGCAACGGUACGCAGAAAACAACGCACCGUUGCUGUACGUUCGCAUUCAGAUUGGGCAAGCGGCCUGCAACGCUUUGCUAGAUUGCGGCGCAACUCGCAACUUCAUCAGCCAGKCCUUCAUGACUCGGGCUGGCCUUGGCGCACAAGUACGGAGGAAGUCACAUCCAACGACGGUCGCUCUUGCCGACGGUAAGACGAAACAGCUCUUAGACCGUUACAUCUCGGCUGUCCCGGUGUACUUUGCACUGCACGCAUGUGAACCCGUCACUUUUGACGUGUUGGACACCAACUUCGAUGUCAUUUUGGGGAUGCCUUGGCUUUCUAGCGCGGACCACACGGUCAACUUCCAUCGACGCACGCUCACGAUUCGUGAUGCAGCUGGCGUCGAGGUCCCGUGUACUAUUCCUCCUCGCUCUUCCAUUCGGUGCCAAGUCGUGAGUGCCAAAUCUUUUCGAGACACAUGCCGUUCCGAGCAUGUCGAAGAGAUUGGCAUCACUUUUCUUCGAACCGUCCCGACGACCGACUCAUCGUCCACGGAUUUGUGUUCCGACCCCCGUGUGACCCGGUUGUUAGAUGAGUUCUCGGAUGUUUUUGAGACACCCUCCGUUCUCCGUGUGCAACUCGACGAUCUUCUUGACAAGGGUUGGAUCCGCCCUAGCAGCUCACCUUACGGUGCGCCCGCUCUUUUGGUUCGGAAGAAGAACAAGGACCUUCGACUUUGCAUUGACUACCGACGCCUCAACGCGCAAACCAUCAAGAACGUGGGGCCUCUACCUUGCAUUGACGAUUUGCUUGAGCGGUUGGGCGGCGCCAAGUACUUUUCGAAGUUGGACCUCAAGUCGGGCUACCAUCAGAUUUCCAUCCGCCUGCAAGAUUGGUACAAAACCGCGUUUAAGACGCGAUAUGGGCAUUUUGAGUGGGUAGUUAUGCCUUUUGGCCUCACCAAUGCCCCGGCCACCUUUCAGGCGGCCAUGACCACCGAGUUUCGCGCUAUGUUGUCAGCCCGGUACAAAGCCAACCGUGACAAAUGUGAGUUUGUCCGGCAAGAGUUUGAAUAUUUGGGCCAUCUUGUAUCUCCGGAAGGCAUUCGUCCGUUGGCGGACAAGAUUCAAGCCAUCCAGGAGUGGCCCGAGCCGAAGAAUGUGUCGGGCGUCCGAUCCUUCAUCGGCUUGGCCGGUUCUUAUCAGCGGUUCAUCAAGGGUUACUCGAAGAUCGCAGCCAACCUAAGCAAGUUACAAAGAGAGGAGCGGCCUUUUGACUUCGACGAUGAUGCGCGCCAUUCCUUUGAAACACUCAAAGCGACACUCUUAUCCGCCGUGGUGUUACAUAUUUACGACCCGCUUCUAGCUACGCGCGUCACUACCGAUGCGUCGRGCUAUGGCAUUGGGGCCGUCCUUGAGCAGCACGAUGGCACGGACUGGCACCCGGUCGAGUACUUUAGCAAGAAAGUACCCCCCGUGCAUUCGAUUGACGACGCACGGAAGAAGGAGCUUCUUGCCUUCGUCCACGCCCCCAAGCGUUGGCGACAUUUCCUCCUUGGUCGGAAAGCAUUCCGAUGGCGUUUCUAUUGGCCCAACCUUCUCAAGGAUGMCACCCGCUAUUGUGAGUCGUGCGAAGUCUGUCGGCGUUGCAASUCACGCAACCAUUGUCCGUUCRGCGAGCUACACCCACUACCAGUUCCCCUUGGGCGACGGGAAGCGAUUGCUAUGGAUAUCACCGGCCCCUUCCCGAAGCACAAGACCGRCGUUGAUGGGAUCCUCACGGUCGCCGACYGCCUCACCAAGUACGCCAUGUUUUUGCCUUGCCGCUAUCACGCGAAGGCACCGGAGUUAGCUGAGGUCUUAUACACCGGUUGGAUUCGCUCCAAGGGCUACCCCAAGGAGAUCGUUUGYGACCGGGACACUCGCUUUCUCUCCGACUUUUGGGUCRCCCUCGUCRAAYGAUGGGGCUCAUCUUUGAAGCCGAGUUCGGCUCGCCACCCGCAAACCGAUGGUCAAAYGAAAAGUGCGCAUCAUACCGCUCAAGUCCUUCUUCGYACUCUCAUCCGUCCURACCAGGUUGAUUGGGCUGAGCGCUUGCCAGACGUUGAGUUGGCUUGCAACUCAUCGAUCCAUCCGGCUAUCGGGAUGUCGCCAUUCGAGUUUGAGCAUGGUUYACCCAUCUCAUCGCUGYUGGACGCCAGUUUGCCGCGCACRGCCGAGAGCGACGACCAUCUUGCGUUCCUUCGUCGCAUGCAAGAGCUUCUUGUCAAGCCACGGGAUCAGAUGUCAAAGACGCAAAUACGGAUGAGCCGUCAAGCCAACCGCAAUCGCCUUCCUUGCCCGUUCCGCGCCGGCGAUCUGGUUUGGGUCUCCGCCGCGGAGUUCAGCCUUGAGCAAGACAUCUCUCGCAAGCUCCUUCCCAAAUGGAUGGGGCCUUGGCGCAUUCUCUCUGCAGUUGGUGAUGAUCCCGAGGGGCCUUCAUUCCGCAUCGCGGUGCCACCUCACUUGCCCGUCCACACGGUGUUCCACUGUUCCAAACUCGCUCCUUUC
Chara braunii is the source of this 4264-nucleotide messenger RNA. Lineage: Eukaryota; Viridiplantae; Streptophyta; Charophyceae; Charales; Characeae. The record is from the annotation of a GenBank genome assembly.